Toxorhynchites rutilus septentrionalis is the source of this 1471-nucleotide messenger RNA. RefSeq lists its product as uncharacterized. The record is from RefSeq and is a predicted model, not a curated record. The transcript is spliced from 6 exons. Gene Ontology annotation, molecular function: hydrolase activity. Gene Ontology annotation, biological process: GPI anchor biosynthetic process. Gene Ontology annotation, cellular component: endoplasmic reticulum. Lineage: Eukaryota; Metazoa; Arthropoda; Insecta; Diptera; Culicidae. The coding region runs from base 182 to 1309 and encodes 375 amino acids.
CGGUUGUGUUGAUUUCGUUUGUUUAUUUACCGUUACCGAUAAUAUUGUGGUAUUCUAUCGCAGAAUAGAUGCAAUGCGUUUUGGUGUGAAAUUAAAGUGAUUGCAAAUUCUUUUCAUUAUAUCAUAUCACAUUUGUGAUUUGUUGUUUUCUUGCAAAAUGUAACGUUCAUGUUUAGGCACAAUGGCACGAAGCUCAUUUACCAAAUUAAGGAAGAAAUUUAUGAGAUUGCAUCCAAUUUGGCGUAUAUAUUUCGUUGGAUUAUUUCUUCUUGUUUUGUUCAACGAGAUUUUGAUCUACGUUCUGCAGAAACUCAAAUGGUCAAACAUAUAUUGCAAAAAUGACAAUUGUCUUCGAAUCCUGCUAGUAAGUGAUCCACAGAUUCUGGGCAAAUCUCACGACGGGCAUUUCUAUGCGAGAUUAGCGAAUUACGACUCGGAUCGAUAUCUAGCGUGGUACUAUGAGAAAGCCGUCGAGCAUGUCCGACCGGAUAUAAUAUGCUUCCUCGGGGAUUUGAUGGACGAUGGGAUGACUACGAACGAGGACCAUUUUGAGGAAUAUUACGCCCGUUUCGGUACCAUUUUUCCAACACAUACAACAGCUAAGACCAUUUACAUACCGGGCGACAAUGAUAUCGGCGGAGAGUAUGGAGAAGAAGUGAUGCCUUCAAAAGUAAGACGAUUCCGGCAGUAUUUUCGGGAGAAACCCGCGUGGGUUGUGAAUGAAAACAUUACGUUUUACAAUGUCAAUAGGAUUACCCACGAAAUGGUCAUGAAUGACCCUCGGUUGGUGAAAGAAAAAGGAAAGGAAGUAUCGGAUCAGUAUAUAAGAAUAUUUCUGAGUCACAUGCCAUUCCUGAGUAUACCGGGUUCCUUCACUUACAAUGCAAUUGGAAGACUUAGACCCCACAUUAUAUUCUCUGGCCACUUGCACGCUUCCCGUUAUGUCCGCAUACAUCGAAAACACUUACGAACCGCUACUUAUAAGCCACUUAGCAGUGACAAGAAAACAGCAUAUAAAGUACACAGCUUCGAUUUGCACUAUCAUCAGGAUACACAGGAACUGCUGGAAAUAGUGGUGCCCACGUGUUCCUACAGGAUGGGGGAACCCGAUAUCGGUUACGGUUACGCAGUUAUUGAUGGGUCCACCCUGAAGUAUACGGUGCUUUGGGCAACACAACGGUUCAAUCAGUUGAUCUCCUAUGCGGUUAUCCUUUCGGCGCCGAUUGUUUUGUAUGCCUCGAUUAUGCUAGCUAAAUUUUUAAAGUCAAUUUGCGUGUGCAGAAGGAAACACUCCAGAUUACCCCUUUGAGUACAUAUCGGCAUAGUUACCUGGUUUUUUUUUUCUCGUAUUCCAGAAUGGUAUUAGUAAAUUUUUCAAGACCAAAAGUGGCAACAAAGAUUGUGAUUUUUAUACACGUUUUAGUUUCAUUUUGUGCGAACAAUAAAAUGUGGAAUUUUUGUGAAUUUGAAA